CUUUCUCUUUCAAGUUUCAAUCCCGAAUCCCUCCCGCUUUUGAUUCCGAAACAGGAAGAAUCGAUUCGUCAUCAAGCUGGGUUUUCAAAACUUGUUCAAGAGGUACCAAUCACUUCGAUUCGGUUCAAAUUUCAUUCUCUGUAAAUACCAGCAAGGGGAGCUUAUAUAGAAAUGGAUAGUGAAAAUCAGAAAACUUUGGUAGAAAUUUUGGAGGCGGACAUUAAGGUUGACAUUGCGAAAUAUAUAAAUUUUGUUAGUAACCCUCAAUCAGGUGCAAUAGCAACCUUUUCUGGUACCACGCGUGAUACUUUCGAAGGGAAAACUGUUGUGGAACUGCGGUAUGAAGCUUAUGUACCAAUGGCUGAACGUCAAAUCAAGUCUAUUUGUUCUUCGGCUCGAUCGUCAUGGAGUUUGGAAGCGAUUGCUGUUGCUCAUCGUCUUGGGUCAGUGCCUGUAGGGGAGACUAGUGUCUUUGUUGCUAUCUCGUCAGUUCAUAGGGAUGAUGCUUUGGAUGCGUGUAAGUAUGUAAUUGAUGAGCUCAAGGCUUCGGUUCCUAUAUUUAAGAAGGAGGUUUAUUCAAAUGGAGAAGUUUGGAAGGAGAAUCGGGAGUUUUUGGAGAGGAAGGACGAGUACAGCAGUGGUAUUAGUGCGGCAGGGGGUAGAGUUUGUUGUGGGAGCAAGGUUAAAGAAGUGCCAGCUGCAAAGGAAAAAAAGAGUUGUUGUGUUAAUAAGACUAAGGUAAGAGAUGAGGAAGCAGAAUGUACUAGUUAGCAUUGCUAAUGGGAUAUUUUAGUUGACCGGAGGCAUAACCAAAUGGAAAAAAGAAUACUGGAAUGAACUUUACAACAGGAUUGAAAAUAAAAAGAGUUUGGUGCUCUUAUCAGGAUCCAAUUCUGGUAAGCUCUCAAUUUUAUGAAAUACUUGAACUAAUUUGUUCAUAACCUGUGCAAUUUAUUUAGCAUAAUUCGCAACUGUUUUUUCCCACAAAACAUGAGAACAUUUGUUCUGGGUGUUAAUGCGCCAUUGGUGGCUAAAGUUGUGUCGAGAAAUUUGAACUGAUUAAGUUUCUGCAUCGUCUCGAGGACCUACUUAUUUAUGUACCACAAUCAUGUUGGAUCUGAUGAUCCAAAACUGCUGAUGCUGCACUCAGAUUUGUUUUUUUUAUUUGUUGUUCUUCAUAAUUUAUUUCCGACUGAGUUCUUGAACAAUGGAGUCCCAGAGCUUUAUUGUUUUUCUUUAUGUGCUCAUGUAUAUGAAACCAAUUUUCCUCCCAA
This is a messenger RNA of Papaver somniferum (opium poppy), 1274 nucleotides long. RefSeq names its product molybdopterin synthase catalytic subunit-like. Gene Ontology annotation, molecular function: molybdopterin synthase activity. The record is from RefSeq and is a predicted model, not a curated record. The transcript has 2 exons. Gene Ontology annotation, cellular component: cytosol. Bases 172 to 771 code for a protein of 199 amino acids. NCBI's taxonomy places the organism in Eukaryota, Viridiplantae, Streptophyta, Magnoliopsida, Ranunculales, Papaveraceae. Gene Ontology annotation, biological process: Mo-molybdopterin cofactor biosynthetic process.